AUGGCAGACUCGCCAAUGCAGAUGGAAGACGAUGUUUCUCUUGAAACGCCUGCCAAUGACGUAUUCCUUGCGCCCUCAAUUAAUCGCGAACUCCUCCUCACUGGCGCCUCAUAUACCCAUUUUUCAACUGUCCCUCCAACACUACUCCCCACUUCAGACCCCAAUUCUCAAUCUAAUGACCCUCCGCAACCAGGACCACCAUGCGCCUUAGGAGUCGAUGAAGCUGGACGUGGUCCUGUUUUAGGUCCUAUGGUAUACGGCCUCUUUUAUCUUCCACUCCCCUUAUCCGAUCCUCUCCUCCGCAAAACGCACCAUUUUGAUGACAGCAAAGUCCUCACUCCAACUGUACGCUCGAAUCUCAUGGAAAAGCUAUGCACUCCAGAUUCGGACCUUUAUACACAAUGCGGAUGGGCCGUCGAAGUUAUGUCCGCACGAGAUAUCGGCGCCAACAUGAUGAAGCCGACUGGAACAUACAACCUGAAUGCUCAAGCUAUGGAUGCUACCAUUGCCUUGAUCCAAGGGGUUUAUAAAAGAGGUGUCAAUAUCAAGGAGAUUUAUAUCGACACCAUCGGAAGCCCAGCGACGUAUCAGAAAAAGCUUGAGAGGGUGUUUCCGACUGCGAAGAUCACGGUUGCGAAGAAGGCUGAUAGUCUUUAUCCAUGUGUGAGCGCUGCAAGUGUUUGCGCCAAAGUUACAAGGGAUGUCGCUCUGGAGGUAUUGUAUGAGAGCUACAUAAAUAAAACUGACGAGGAGGAUGGCGAUGGCGAGCUGAGCGCAGCGAAGGUCCCAGAGGAAGCGUCUUGGGGAUCUGGAUACCCCUCAGAUGCCAGGUGUACAUCGUGGCUGAAGAGAAAUGUGGAUCCAGUUUUUGGCUGGGGAAGCGAAUGCCGUUUCAGUUGGGGAACGGCAAAGGACAUGUUAGAUUUGAAGAAUGUUGCUGCGAAGGUGGAAUGGCCAGCUGAGGGAGAUGAUGAUACUAUUCCCUUAACAGACUAUUUCAGUGCUGCAAAAGAGAAGGAUACGGAUGAGCUUGGGUCAUGGUUUGGACAUUCCGUGACGACAGAGAUAUUUUAG
Molecule: messenger RNA, 1074 nt
Organism: Venustampulla echinocandica
Lineage: Eukaryota; Fungi; Ascomycota; Leotiomycetes; Helotiales; Pleuroascaceae
Product: Ribonuclease
Exons: 1
Coding region: 1-1074 (357 amino acids)
Biological process (GO): mismatch repair; DNA replication, removal of RNA primer
Cellular component (GO): ribonuclease H2 complex
Molecular function (GO): RNA-DNA hybrid ribonuclease activity; RNA binding
Source: RefSeq, a predicted model, not a curated record